UGUCUCUCCUCCACCACACCCCCGUCUCGCGCAGCACCUCACUGUGCGAGUAUCAGCGCAGCGGCCGUCCGCAUACUCCACCGCGUGCACCUGCCUGCGAUGCAGCGCCACUUGCUCAGUGGCUCGGCCCGAGCGCUGCGCUUGCGCUCUGCGCCUCGCCUCUCGCACUCGCUGCCCCUCGCCCUUCGUGCCGCUUCCACUUCUUCGUCUUCGUCCAGCAGCAGCAGCAGCUCCGCGCCUGCCUCCGCAUCCUCCACCGCGCCUCCGCCUCGCAAAGCCCUGCCCUCGGCGAAAGCCAAGGCGCAAGCGUCGGCCUCGCGUGCUCUGCGCGCCCAGCUCGCCUCGGCGCCGCAGCCGCAGCAGGCGCCCGUCGCACAGCAAGAGGCCCUCGCCGCCGUGUCUGCCGCGCCGGAGCUGCAGCAGGCAUGCGCAUACACGACGGCCGAGGCGUAUGAUCUCGAUGUGCUGCGCGAGCAGCUGGAGCGCAGGGGCAUGCGCCCAUGCAUGCUCGACGAUGAAGUGCUGCAUCUGCGCUGGCCGCCGCUGCCUUCUUGCGAUGCCGCCGCCGCCGCCGAUGCGGCGAUUCCUCCGACGGCACAGGCUCAGCAACAGGGCGACGUGCUCAUCUUGCGCUCCGGCUCCUACGUCACCUGGGGCCUGGCGCCCGAGCAGAGCCGCAGAGUGCUGCGCGCCGUGAUCCGCACGCGCCGCCGAGGCGCAGGCGCAGGCGGCGCAGUGGAGGCGCCAGUGGAGCGCGAGCCGUUUGGAGAGGUGGGAGAUGAGGGCAUGGAGUACGUUGCACAGAGCGAUAGCGCAACGCGAAUCAUAGGCGAUCUGCUCAUCCUGGGCGACGCGCCGCCAGUGCUGCCCAACAAUCGCAAUCCCACCGGCGACCAUUGGAGUCCCCUGUCUGCCAAACUGGCCUUUUCGCAGGGCUUGGCGAGAUCUGCUCGGUUAUCAGUGCAAGAGUCGGCGCUCGACGUCUUUCUGGAGCAGUGUGCGCCGCUGCCGCGCCUGCUCGAGACGGAAGGCAAGGUGCCGCUGCCGCGCAAGCAGGUGGUGCGGCGCAUGGGCACGCUGCUGCGCCUAAGGCAGCGUGCCAACUUGUCGAGGGACAAUUUCUUCGAUGAGCCUGAGGUGUAUUGGGAAAACGAGUAUCUGGCGCAUCACUACGACUCCAUCUGUGCCACACUCGACAUUGAGAGCCGCUUUCGCGCCCUCAACGAGAAGCUGGACCACUGCGAAAAUCUGCUGGGCGUGCUGCGCGCGCUCCUGACCGAGGCCAGUAGCCAUCGCAUGGAACUACUCAUCUCCCACGACUACGUGCCCUCGCCGAUCCGCGCCUACAACGAGCUCAUGGCGCUGCUGGGCCGGCCGCACUUGCGCCUCCAAGCGCGCGGCGGCGGCGCGGCGCACGAGGAGAAGGAACAGUCGACGCGGCAGGCAGAGAGGGUCUCGGGCAGCAGCAUGGCGCAUCAGCUCCGAGAGAGCUCCUCGGCGGCGUCGCAUGCUAGACUUGUCUGAAUACUACUCUAUCAAACCUACAC
Tilletiopsis washingtonensis is the source of this 1547-nucleotide messenger RNA. RefSeq lists its product as hypothetical. Bases 100 to 1524 code for a protein of 474 amino acids. The record is from RefSeq and is a predicted model, not a curated record. Lineage: Eukaryota; Fungi; Basidiomycota; Exobasidiomycetes; Entylomatales. The transcript has 5 exons. Gene Ontology annotation, biological process: positive regulation of mitochondrial translation.